AUGAAAGGAAUGUGUGUGAAGAUACUGGCCAUUGUAAUGGUUAUGACCAAUGACGUUCACGCGCAGUGUGUUCCUCCGACGAAUAAUUGUGCCCCUGGUCAGCCUUGUAUCGCUGGACAAACUGGUUGUUCCGAUAGUGAUUCAAAUUCUGAUUGUACAUCUGUAGGGGGAAGUAACGUAUGCGCAUGCGUUGAGGGAUACUUUGAUGACAGUGGCGUUUGCACAGCAGUGGAAGGCCAAACCUGUACGUCAUCUGCGGAAUGUAACAAUCUGCAUGAGAUGUGCGUGUCAGGUAACACAUGCACGCGCACGAUAAGCUUCGUUUGCUCUGGCGGGAUGUGCACAGAACUUUCAGGAACUGGAGGGCCCCCUGGCACAGGUGGGCCCCCAGGAACAGCAGGACCGCCAGGAACAGGUGGUCCACCAGGCACAAGUGGGCCACCAGGGACUGGAGGCCCGCCAGGAACUGAGGGACCUCCAGGUACUGGUGGACCUCCGGGAACAAGUGGCCCACCAGGAACAGGAGGCCCACCCGGAACUGGUGGUCCACCAGGAACAGGCGGUCCUCCAGGCUCGGGAGGCCCACCAGGCACAAUUGGUCCACCAGGAACAGGCGGUCCACCUGGAACAAGUGGCCCACCAGGAACAGGAGGCCCCCCAGGAACUAGUGGUCCACCAGGAACUGGGGGCCCUCCAGGUACUGGUGGACCUCCUGGCACAGGAGGACCGCCGGGCACAGGAGGUCCACAAGGAACUGGAGGUCCCCAAGGGUCUGGUGGUCCUCCAGGUACUGGUGGUCCUCCUGGGACAAGCGGACCACCUGGAACAUCUGGUCCCCCUGGAACUGGAGGGCCACAGGGUACAAGUGGACCACCGGGAACGAGUGGUCCCCCAGGAACCGGUGGUCCACCAGGAACAGGAGGGCCCCCAGGAACUAGUGGUCCACCAGGAACUGGGGGACCUCCAGGUAUUGGUGGGCCUACAGGAACAGGAGGCCCUCCGGGCACAGGAGGUCCUCCUGGAACUGGAGGGCCCCAAGGGUCAGGCGGUCCUCCUGGUACUGGCGGACCACCUGGAACAUCUGGUCCCCCUGGAACUGGGGGGCCAACGGGUAAGGGUGGGCCACCGGGAACGGGUGGUCCUACAGGUACAGGUGGUCCUCCGGGCUCUGGAGGCCCACCGGGCUCGGGAGGCCCACCAGGAACCGGAGGGCCACCAGGAACUAGUGGUCCUUCAGGAACUGGUGGACCUCCCGGGACAGGAGGCCCACCAGGCACAGGAGGUCCCCCUGGAACUGUGGGACCCCAAGGGUCAGGUGGUCCCCCUGGGACUGGUGGUCCUCCUGGGACAUCUGGCCCACCAGGAUUGAGAGGGCCACCAGGUGCAAAAGGAAUGAAAGGAAACAAGGGCAUGAAGGGCCUACCGGGUAACACCGGAAGUGUGAUUGGGAUGAAAGGCAUGAUGGGAAUGAAAGGCGCCAAAGGAAACUCUGGCGUACCCGGCCCAAUAGGCCCGACCGGACGACCUGGACUUCCCGGAAAGACUUUUAUCUUCAUUGUCCCUGCUACCGGAUCAGGUACAACAGGACCUGUGGCAACCUCUGGACGUCCCCCCGCGACAUCCUUUCCGUUCUCUGCACAAUCAACAACCAGAGGUCCGAUUGGUGGCUUUUUUGCACCUUUUAUAACCAUAGGACAUGUGGCGACCUCUGGAAGGCAACCUAUGACACCCUCCCCUUUCUUUGUUCCAUCAACAAGAAAUGCCCCUGGUGGCUUUCUUGCGCCCUUUCUACCCAACUUUCAGUUACUUAUUGCACCCCGUGAUGCAAAUACAAACAUCAUUCCUGGUUCGUUGCGGCCAGAAAUUCCACCAGGAUCCGUCCGCAAGGGAUCAAUGGAGAACGCAAAAACGAAGAAACUGGAUAAUUCCGAAGGAAAAGCCUUUUCAGAGUCCAAAUGGGAAGGUCGGUUGGCGUGUGCAUUCUCAGCACUAAUUCUAGGCUGUUUGAUAUAUCUGCUGAAGCUGUACAAGAAAAUGAGGAAGCUACUCGAUAAGACACGCCUGAAAGAGCAAACUACUUGUACACACAUGGAGAAGAAUUGUUUCAACUUGGCGCCAAACUUAUAG
Molecule: messenger RNA, 2127 nt
Organism: Lingula anatina
Lineage: Eukaryota; Metazoa; Brachiopoda; Lingulata; Lingulida; Lingulidae
Source: RefSeq, a predicted model, not a curated record